CAAAAUUUGUGAUAGUGUCAAUGAUAUGACAAGGAUAAAAUAAAAUUUUUCAGAAUAACAAAUAUAGCCAAGUUUAAUGAAAAAAGCUAUAAAAAAGAAGUUUUCUGGUACAAAGAGUUUAAUUCGUAACGCCCUAUCCAAGACAUCUACUUCAUCAUAUGAAUCGGUUUCACAAACUGUAGAAAACCCGAAAGAAUAUAUGGAGCAAGAAAUUUUAUUGAAAAACGAGCUGGAAGCGUUAAAAGAUCAAAUAUCAAAUCUAAAAGCAGCCGUACAAGUUUUACAAGAUGAAUCUGACCAAAAGGACAUUUCGAUCGCCAAUUUAGCUAGAGAAAAAGAAAAAAUAUCUUCAGACCUCCUUAAAACUCGAAGAUCCAAUGUAUCUUUGGCUAAACAAUUAGACGAUGAACGAAAGUUUUAUUUUAAGGAAAAAGAAUUAUACUGUCAAGAAUGAAUGAAUGUAAAAAACUUCGAGCACUUUAUAGUAAUAGUUCAGCGGCUCAAAAUGAGAAAACUAUCGAUGAGUAUAGGAACGAGCUUGCAAAAAUAAAGCAAAAUUUAAAUCAAACACUACAAGCUAACUAUAAUUUAAGUAUUAAGUUUUUAAGGAUGAAAAAUACCAAAACUUGUUUAAAAACCGAGAUGCGAACGUUGAGAUUGGAAUACGAGAAGCUGGUAAGCGAUUAUAAAAGCAGAAUUGAAAGUCUCAUAGUAGAACUAAAUGAUUUAGUAAACGAUAAACUAAACACAACUAUUUCAUGUAGCAGCAAAAAGUAUUUACAGGUAGUUAAGCAAAACGGUUGUUUGGUUUAUGAAAACCUAUGUCUUCAACUUGAAGUAGAUAAUUUAAAUUUCAAACUUGAAAAAUUAAAACUAAGUCAGACGAAAUAUUCUACAAAUGAACAUUUAAGAUACGUGAAGCAUUCUAGGCGAAGUCAGGAUCCGAGUUGUUUAAGAAACAAUGGGGAUGAAGCUCCGGAAAAGCUAGAGAGAGAACCACAACCAUGCUGUAGCAAAACAAACGAUUCUGAUGUAAUAAAAAUAUACGAGAGAAACGAAACUUCUGUAAUUCCUACUAUAAAGCUGAUGAACGAGCAAAAAUCAAAACUACCAGAGAAAAAGAAACGGAAGAAGAAAGAAUUACUUCCAAAUCAAUCCACCAGCACUAAAAGUGAAAAUCAAGUAAAUACACAUGGAGUUGAAAACACCCUCGUAGAAGACAAUUACAAAAAGAAAAUAGCCAAUAAUUUAUCAAAAAUUGCAUUGUUUCAAGUUUCUACUACAACAUCGAUUACUUCUGGAAUGUCAAACUACCUACCAAGUUCAAAUUUGAAAAGAACUCAAUCUUCACCCAAUAUUUUGGAAAACUUAGAUUUUCAAAAAAACUCUUGAAGUUUUAAAAUAUAUUUUUAUAUGUAAGCGUCAACUUUUGUUUGCU
Messenger RNA from Diabrotica balteata, 1438 nucleotides. The record is from the annotation of a GenBank genome assembly. Lineage: Eukaryota; Metazoa; Arthropoda; Insecta; Coleoptera; Chrysomelidae.